Messenger RNA from Saprolegnia parasitica CBS 223.65, 2474 nucleotides. RefSeq lists its product as hypothetical. The coding region runs from base 12 to 2393 and encodes 793 amino acids. Lineage: Eukaryota; Oomycota; Saprolegniomycetes; Saprolegniales; Saprolegniaceae. The record is from RefSeq and is a predicted model, not a curated record. The transcript has a single exon.
AAUCGAAUCGCAUGCGAGGAGUGACGCCGAUCCUGCUCUCGACGCUGCAGUCGCUCCUGCUACCAGCGACGGGCGGGCGGCCGCCCAACAGCUUCGGCCCGAGCCUCAUGCUCGUGGCGCAGACGAGCUCGGCCAACGACGCGAUCCUGCUCAGCGACGGGCGCCACUCGGUCUGGUGCAUUUUGCAGCGCGGUGUCCUCGCCAGCCUCCAGGACGAGUUCCCGCACAUCGAGACGGUCCAUGGCCUCCACGGCUUCACGAUCCGCGUGCCCAAGUUCCGCUAUGACACGCCAUGGCGCCAUAUGAAGCGAGCCAUCGGCGCCAUCACGGCGUCGCGCGUGUGCAUUGUCGUCGACGCGCUCGAUGUUGUCGACGCGACCCACGUGCACGUGCCCGAGACGCUGCUCGUGACGCGGGAUCCGUCGCUUCUUGCGGUCCUCAGCUCGAUGAUGGUUGCACAGCUCGAAGCACGACUGCUCGCCGAGAGCGCUGUCCCGCAUGCGUUCCAGAUUGAGGCACUCCGUGUGACCGACUGCAUCAUUCCACCCGACCAGGCUCAAAAGCUCCACGAGUCGGCGCCCUUGGCGUGCGCCAACCAGGACAUUGAGACCAAUUUCAUUCCUGUCGAGAGCGACGACGACGAUGAGAGCCAAGACAUCGUGUCCUCGCAGGUCGCGCCGAGCCAGGCAACAAAUCGAGCCAAUGAGACCCAGCGACACGCAGCCGACCAAGCGCCGGAGCCCGCUGCGCCACGUCUGUCCACGCCUGCUUCGUCAUCAGUACCAACGACGACGCACGUGGCACCAGUAUCGGCCUCGACACGGGCAACCGCGCCACUUGCUGCCGUAGCUCCGACAACUGGCAACGGCGCGAGCGCCCGGCCAUUACCCUCGACCGCGCAACUCGAAUCCAGCCCCCAGCGCCGUGUCGAGAACUCACCGGAUUCCGCCCGUCGUCUCGAGCCGUCGAAAGCUUCGCCGCAGCGCCGAAAGCGAGCCGCGUCACCUGCCGCGGACUCAUCGGCGCGAAAGCGAGCUCAGUCACAGGCGACGACGACGUCACCGGUCACCGGCCGCCGUAGCACGCACGACGCACCGUCACCUGUGACCGACGCACCGUCACCUGUGCUGCGCCAAACGUCCAGCGUAUCUGGUUUUGUGUUUCCUCCGUCGCAUCGUCCUGCGGGCCAAGCAACCAGCUCGAUCCUCGACACGACGACCGCUGCGUUGUCGGCCAACACCGACACUGUCGCCCGCUGCACGACACCGCAUAGCUCGCCGAAUCGGACCCAAGCGUCGACAAUCCCAGAAGUUUUAUCGCGGUUGCCGCCGCGCAUGCGCGAGCCAUCCGCGCCAGCGUCGCCGUCGCUUUCGCACGUGCUCUCUCGCCUCCCGUCCAAGCCGUCGCCGAUCAAAUCGACCAAGGCACCGGCGCGAACACUCGAGAGUCGAGACGAUGGCGCCAUCGCUUGCAUCGACUUGACGCAAGACGACAUUGAAGAUGACGACGACGUGGUUUGCGCCACAAAACGCAAGCCGCCGAGUCCGUCUCUUUGGCCCGAGGCGUCGCAGCAGCCCAUUGCAAUCGUCGACGAGGACGACGACGAGACGCAGAUGCCGCCGUCGUCGCCGCGUCGCCAGGAUGAAGCGCAAGACACGCGCCACAGCCGAGACACGGGGCGAGAUUUGUUUGUGAUGGACUUUGGCGGUCCGCAGACGCAGUAUUUCAACAGCCAAGAGACCGCCGACGACGACGCCGAUAGCCAAGCGACCGUCUCGUCGCCCGACUCGGACAGGGAAAAUGACGUCGGUGCGGCCAUGGACAACGGGCUUUGGCUCACACAACCCAUGACAGAGCCGUCACACAGCAUCGAACCGGUACUGGCGAGCCAAGCGAGUGGGCCACACCGCGCCCAAGCGAACGCGUCCCGGCCCGACCAAGUCCAGGAGCGUGCAGCCGACGACCAAGCCCCGGCUUCCUCCGACGUGGUGUCGGCACCCUCGACCAGUGCACCGGCGGAUGUCGCAGCCCCGGACGCGCCACGCUCCACCCCAACCGCAGUGCCCGAUGCUGCUACUGCUGCUCCCGAGGCAUCGCAGACCGGGCUGGCGACCGAUGCGCCGGUGGCGAAUAGUGGCGCCAUCGAGACGCAGGCAAACGACCGUGCCGAGUCCCGGCCACAGCAGCCUCGUCCAGCCAAAGUCGCGAGACGUGCAGCCGUUCGUUGUUUGUGUGAACCCACUCCUGUGGUGCCGCCGCCGUACUCGUCGUUCCGAUACGUCUGGGGCAACGGUCGCUUGAGUGUCGUGGCUGUCCCCCGGCCGCCGCAAGAGUUUGAAGCCGAGCUCCGCCGGCACUUUGCGACGUCGGCCCAGCGCCGCACCGGGACAUGAGCGCCGUCUAGAUGUGUGUCCGCCGAUGUACUUGCAAAUAGUAAACAGAUGCCACCUCACACAACACGCUUCAUUUUCAAC